UAUAAAGCAGCCUUAGAAGGACUUGCCAUUUAAGCAUUUGCUAUUUAUAAAUUGUCAAAGCGUAAAAAUGUUUUUAGAAUCCUGCAUUAUAUUAUGGACGGUCCUUACCUUUGUACAACGUUCUAAAGAUUCCAAAGAACCUGAAUCCGUACGUGAAGAUCCGAAUUUUGAAAAUAUGAAUUCUGAGAACUCAAAGAACGAUGAAGAAUCCAGCCAGUUGUUCAAGGACCUAAAGGACCUUUUAUUGUGGCGCAACUGGCGAUCGACUUUAAUUGUAUUUACGAGUGUUUUGAUCCUCUUGCUCGAUGUUAUUGCCCACUCGGUGAUCAGUGUCGUCAGCAUGGCAGGGAUCACUGUAGUUUUGGCGGCCAUUGGUCACCGCCUUAUUAUGCAGUUCUUGUGGUCCUGGAAGAGGGAUGUCAGCAAGGAUCAUAUCUCACGUCUGUAUCCUCAGGUAAAUAUCGAUAUUCCUCGGGAGGAGGCUAUGCGACUGGCAGGAAUGGCAGUUAUUCAUCUUAACUGGAUUUUAAACCGUUUACUGAGACUGUGUCUUGUGGAGAAGUGGGAAGAUACCUUAAAGUUUUUAGCUAUGCUUUGUGGAAUCAAUUUACUGGGCGAUUGUUUCAACGGAUUGACGUUGCUGCUUUUUGCGUUUGUGUUAAUGUUUACUCUACCAAAGCUAUAUGAAAUGUACAAGCCGAUAGUUGAUGCCCAGAUUGGGAAAUUCUAUAAGUGCAAGCAGCAGAUGGAGAAAGUACCCGAAUCUCAGGACGAAAACAAGAUGAGUACCGAAAAGGAAUAUCCCACUGAGAUGCCAAAUAAAGCUCGGGAGUCCAAGGAGGGAACUGUGCUAUAUGAGGUCUGCAAUAAUGAGCAGCUCCUUGAUCUCCUGGAGGAGGAGCACCGCAAAGGAUGUCGUUGCCGCGACUGCGAGCAGGACGAUCUGCCCAUCGAAGCCCACUAAGUUGAAAUCAGUUUAAAAUUAAUAUGGUGUUGAUGUUCAAAAUUUGUGUUGUGGAAUUAUAUAUUGUUGUUCCACUGAGUUGGCAA
This is a messenger RNA of Drosophila ficusphila, 1050 nucleotides long. It is a transcript of the gene Rtnl2, whose product is annotated as reticulon-1-A. The transcript is spliced from 3 exons. The record is from RefSeq and is a predicted model, not a curated record. Bases 68 to 964 code for a protein of 298 amino acids. NCBI's taxonomy places the organism in Eukaryota, Metazoa, Arthropoda, Insecta, Diptera, Drosophilidae.